Messenger RNA from Penaeus monodon (black tiger shrimp), 810 nucleotides. RefSeq names its product U1 small nuclear ribonucleoprotein C-like. Bases 1 to 810 code for a protein of 269 amino acids. The record is from RefSeq and is a predicted model, not a curated record. NCBI's taxonomy places the organism in Eukaryota, Metazoa, Arthropoda, Malacostraca, Decapoda, Penaeidae. The transcript is spliced from 3 exons.
AUGUUCGCCCCCGCCCUCUCCCGCCCCCUGGGCGUCUUCCCUCCGCCCGGAGUUAUCCCUCCCCUUGGGUCCUUCUCUUCGUCGCCUGCUUCUUCUCCUCCUUCGUCGGGUCUGUUGCCCUACGGGGCCUUGGCGCCGUCUGGAGUCCUCCCAUCGUCGGGGGCUUUCCCUCCGUCAGGUGCCUUGCCUCCCCCAGGGGCCUACCCUCCCCCGGUGCUUUGCCUCCCCCAGGGGCCUAACCCUCCCCCUGGUGCUUUGCCUCCCCCAGGGGCCUACCCUCCCCCCGGUGCUUUGCCUCCUCCUGGGUCCCGCCGGCUCUGCGAAGCCUUCUGGUUCCAAGUCUUCCUCGGCCUCUGGUGGCGGCAUGGCCCAAGACAGCUUUAUGCCCGGGGUGGCAUGGGCAGUUUUAUGCCUAGUGGCAUGGGUUCUGGGAGCAUGGGCAGUUUUAUGCCAAGUGGCAUGGGCUCUGGCGGUAUGGGCAGCUUCAUGCCCAGUGGCAUGGGCUCUGGAGGCAGCUUCAUGCCCAGUGGCAUGGGCGCAGGCGGUGCAAGCAGCUUCAUGCCCGGCGGCGCUGCUUCUGGUGGCUCGGGCGCCAGUGGGUCUAUGGGCGAACCAACCAUGUCUCCAGCUGUGGCCAAACUGGUAGCCAAAUAUAAUCGGCUGCGACUAACUUCAUGGAAUGGGAGCCGCUUAAAUUCACUUGUUCUUGACCUGGACUGUGGUUCCCUUGUGGUUCCCUUCCCUUCUACAUCGCCGUCUUCAGCAAUUUACCACACGCUAGUCUCCCAUAACCCGAAGGAACUGUUUUAA